This is a messenger RNA of Procambarus clarkii (red swamp crayfish), 2714 nucleotides long. NCBI's taxonomy places the organism in Eukaryota, Metazoa, Arthropoda, Malacostraca, Decapoda, Cambaridae. The record is from RefSeq and is a predicted model, not a curated record.
ACCUACCAAGGGUGGCCAGUUCGUCUCUAGCAGUCACUUGUCGAGCACGCCUUGACGCGUCGCUGCCUCACUCUGGCUCCUUGUGUUCACCGCUAUUGAAAAAAUAUAGAAGGUUCUGUUAACUCGGUGUUUGUGUGAAACUUAAUGUUAUGCUUUCAAAACGUGAUGAAUUAAACGUCCUGAUCAUCAGUUUCCGCUAAUUUAAAAGUGUAAAUAUGCAUAAUAAUAAUUAACGUUUUUGGAAACUCUUGAGAAAAUUUAAUUUGUUAUCAGUGAUAACCCAUCAACACAGACUAAACUAACAGGGAGACUGUGACGUCGGCCGGGGAAGAUAUAAGAGUCGUCACAGCAGGUGAAGGAGCGACUGAGGAAGCGAAGGGGGACCAAAGAUUUUUUAAAGAACGAAGGAAGCAGCUAGGGAAGAUGACCCAGUUAUCGGGGGCGCUGCGAAUGAUUCCUGCAGCGCUCCUGCGGCUGCUGGUGGCGUCCUUGCUGCGGGAGGCGGGCGACCAGCUCCACGACCAGUCCCACGACCUCUCACCGGCCUACGACUUUAUCAUUGUGGGCGGCGGGUCGGCUGGGAGCGUGAUGGCGGCGCGGCUGGCGGAGGUGGCGGAGUGGAAGGUGCUGCUGCUGGAGGCCGGCGGCCAGCAGCCUCCGGAGAGUCUGGUUCCAGCCCUCAACGUCGCCUUGUUCCAGAGCGACGUCGACUGGAACUUCCGUAGCACUCCUCAGAAAUACUCGCUUAAAGCCUUCAAAAAUAAUAGUAUACCAUACCCCCGGGGGCGCACGGCUGGCGGUUCCUCCUCUAUCAACUCCAUGAUCCACGUCCGUGGCAACCGGCGAGAUUUCGAUAAUUGGGAGGCGCUAGGCAACCCCGGCUGGCGCUAUGACAGCGUCCUCAAGUACUUCAAGAAAUCAGAGGACUUUAAAGGAGUGUUAAAUAGCGAAACAGAGAAAUACCACGGGCGUGGCGGACCCCUGACCGUAGAGAACAAGCGCUGGAACACUCCGGUAGCCUGGUCCUUCCUCAAGGCCGGCAAGCAACUCGGCUUUGACGUCAUAGACCCCAACGGUCCCGAACAAAUUGGCUUCUCCAUAAUUGACGUGACCAUGCGGAACGGGCGGCGAUGGUCGACGAACGACGGAUAUCUCAAGCCUGCAGCCCGGAUCAGUCCCAACCUGCACGUAGCCCUCAACGCCCACGUUGUCAAGAUACUGUUUAACGAGGAGAAGAGAGCGGUGGGUGUGAGUUUCGAGCAGGGAGGCAAGGUGCGUACAGUACAGGCGCUGAAGGAAGUGGUGUUGUCUGCUGGCGCUGUUGGCAGCCCACACCUGCUACUGCUGUCAGGUGUAGGACCUGCAGGACAUCUCCAUCAGCAUGGCAUUCCGGUUGUGGCGGAUGUGGCCGGGGUCGGCCAGAACCUGCAGGACCAUCCUGCCGUGGGUGGCCUGGUCUGGACCGUGAAAAAGGGCUCCUCCUUCAACUUCUUAAGACUCAUCAACCCGAAGAACAUCCACGACUUCCUCCGCAACGCCCAGGGUCCGGUCACAUCGCCAAUAGGAACAGAGGGGAACGCUUGGGUGCCAUCAGCAGUUGGUGACCCCUUAUGGCCUGAGAUCCAGCUGGCACUUGUCACUGGUACCCCGGCUCAGGACCGCGGCCUCCUCGCCCCGCAGCUUCUCGGCUACAAGGAUGAGGUGUACAAGGACUACUACGGAGACAUCCUGGGCGAGGAGGGCUUCACGCUGGUGCCAGUGUUGAACCGACCUCUGAGCAGGGGCAGCCUCACCCUCGCCUCCCCGCACCCACACCAUCACCCUCUCAUCAACCUCAACUUCUUCAGCCAUCCGGAUGACGUUACCACCUUGGUCAGAGAGUUUAUUCAUUUUAUUUCAGGUAUUAAACUGGCGCUGAAGGUCGGGGCGACUCCAGCAUUCACCGCCGACCACUCAGCCAAGUUUCAUGAUAAGGUGCUGAGUGGAUGCGCGCACGAGAAGGCGUACUCAGACGAGUACUGGGAGUGCUACGUGCGCCACAUGGCCACCACGGCCUACCACGCCGCCGGCACCUGCAGGAUGGGACCGCCCUCGGACCCCCUGGCCGUCGUCGACCACAGGCUCAGGCUGCGAGGCGUGUCUGGAGUGCGGGUGGUGGACACCUCCAUCAUGCCACUCGUGGUCUCCGCCAACACCAACGCCGCCACCAUCAUGAUCGCCGAGAAGGCCGCCGACCACGUCAAGCAGGACUGGGGCGUCCCCGGGUCAUAGAACUCAUGCCCGCCAUAUUUUUUUACGAUUGUUUACGAUUUAUUUUUGUGAUUGUAAUUUUUGCACCGUGUGUUUUUAUUGCUAAAACACAAGAUUUCCUAUUUAUACUUUGUUGUACCAGGGUUUGAUUGUCGCAGGAGGACAGAAACGUCAUGGAGAACGUUUCCUUCCAUCCGAUGUCUUUGUUUACCUAACUAAUUUUAAUUUGUAUCUUCAUAAAGGAAAUGUUCCCAACCAUUUCUGUCCCGCCCAGGAAUCCAACCUGAGAUCCCUGAUUGUGAGCCGAUGGCGAAGCCAAUUGUACUACGAGACCCGAGGGUUUUCCAAGUGUCGAAAUUAUGAGUUAAUGGCGAACAGAAAAUACCUGAAUUUCCUUGUCAGUGAUCAUACUAUCAUGCAAGAGGAGCCACACAUCUAUGGUUCAUCCAAUAAACAAGUAUCUC